Molecule: messenger RNA, 1837 nt
Organism: Polistes dominula (European paper wasp)
Lineage: Eukaryota; Metazoa; Arthropoda; Insecta; Hymenoptera; Vespidae
Product: 15-hydroxyprostaglandin dehydrogenase [NAD(+)]
Cellular component (GO): cytoplasm
Molecular function (GO): oxidoreductase activity, acting on the CH-OH group of donors, NAD or NADP as acceptor
Source: RefSeq, a predicted model, not a curated record
AGAAUGAACGAAURAACAGAUAACAAAAUAAUAAUAAUAAGAAGAAGAAGAGUUGGUGAUGAAGCUUUUUGUUUCAUUUCAAGGGCGGGGUCGAUGUCGGGGUUUUCUCAUACUUCGAAAUGGUGUGGUAUCCGAAACUUAAGGGAUGGCUGCUGAAGGGAUCGAAGGGAGGGAAAAGGAAAUAGAGAGAGAGAGAGAGAGAGAGAGAGACAAAAAAAAUUGUAGAGUGGGGAUGGAAGGUUAAGGGCUGGCUAGGGGGCGCAACUCGCGCACCUACGCAGCUUGUACACGCAUACAAACACACACACACACGUUUGUCAACAUAAAUGUACACGCAACCAACCGCGCGCCAAUCAAUAUCCAACUAUAUAGGGUGUGUGCACAAGUUCACUCGCUGUGGGAAUUUAGGCGAGUCUUCGUACAAUCUUCCAUCCAGUAGGAACCCGACCAUCACCAACAAACAUACCACACCUCCUCGAAGCUUGGAAUCUUAAAACACGAUAAGGAUUAAAAUUCAAGACUAAGAAAGUAUUCUUAAAUCAAAGGAUGGAAGUUAAAGGGCUAGUUGCCCUGGUGACGGGGGCUGCUUCCGGUAUCGGCAGAACUUAUGCCAUCGAAUUGUUGAAUCAAGGAGCUAAGGUAUCGAUUUGUGAUAUCGAUAUUACGGAAGGUGAAAAAUUGGCUGAAGAAUUGACCAUGAAAUAUGGAAAAUCUCAGGUGAUAUUUUCCCCAUGCGAUGUCACGGAUUACCCACAAUUUGAAACUUCGUUUCAAACAACGAUCGCUGCUUUUGGACAAAUCGAUAUUGUCAUCAACAACGCAGGUAUAAUGAACGAUCGAUUUUGGGAGCUCGAAGUUGACAUCAAUCUCAAUGGCGUGAUACGUGGUACUCUCCUUGCCCAAAGAUUUAUGGGCACGGACAAAGGUGGACAAGGUGGUGUAGUCGUGAAUAUCGGAAGUAACGUUAGUAUCAACCCCUGUGUAAGCGUGCCCAUUUAUUCGGCAACAAAAGCAGCAAUCGUUAGUCUUACCAGAGCAUUUGGGGAUCAGUAUCACGUGGAUUUAACGGGUGUCAAAGUGAUGGCACUUUGUCCAAGUACAACUGACAGUAAUUCGGUGCCAGAUAUUGGUAAACAAUUACUUUCAUUACGAUACAAGGAAGCUUGGAGUCGAGAUACCAGUUCUAUUGUUCCGCAAAAAGCUGAACAUGUUGCCAAAGCGUUGAUUCAUAUUUUGAGUACCGGCAAAAGCGGCAGCGUUUGGAUGGUCGAAAAUGGUGAACCACCACGCGAAGUGAACUUUCCAAAAUAUUAAAUAAUUAACAAACCCCCUCCCCCAAAAAAAAAAAUAAUAAUAAUAAACAAAAGGAAAGAAAUGAGAAAAAGAUUAAAAAAAAAAGUCUCAACGCGUCAGUCAAACGCACGACACGUAAAAUUCUUCCUCGCUUAAUCACAAAAUAACUAAUAACUAUGCCAUAACUAUAAUUAUAAUUUUAUAUCAAUUUUUUAUAAUCUAAACUAUAAACUAUCUCGAAAGUCUCGAAUCAAGUUGACGAAAUCCAAGUUUUUGUAAUGAUCAUAAUUAUUAUUACGAUAUUAUUCGUAUAUUUACUAUUAUCAUCAUCAUCAUCAUCAUUAUAAUCAUCAUUAAUCUCAAUUAAUUCAUCGAGAAUUCGAGUUAGCGACAUUUUGUACGUUUUUACUCUCUCUUACAAAAUGAAUCCUGUAAUUUAGCACCGAUCUUGAUUAAAAUUAGCACGCUAGAAUCGCGUUGAUCGCUUGGUCGUUAACGGAUAAUAACGUCCGAUAAUUAUUUGCUUUAAAAAAAAAAAAAAAAA